AUGCCAGGAAAUGGAACAUUAGGAGGACCUAAUGAUAGCCAUGCAAAAGUUGAAAUACCGAAAGAAAUGUUAUUGCCAUCAAAUGGUGACUACAUAUCUACAAUAGUUGAUAGUGUCUUCCCAAUGUUCAGGCAGGGCGGCUCCGACUUUCAACAAAUGGAGAAUCGUGUCAUACUUGCGCCAACACUAGAUGUGGUAAAUGCGGUAAAUGAGUAUAUGAGUGAUUUGCAUGUUGCUGAGAGCCAGACAUACCUAAGUUGCGACAGUGUAUGUAAGUCUGACUCAACAAAUGGUAUACUAUAUGAUAUGCACACUCCAGAAUUUCUAAACGGGUUGAAAGCUUCGGGCAUACCCAACCAUUCUUUAACUUUGAAGAUUGGGUCUCCCGUAAUGUUGUUGAGAAAUAUAGAUCACUCAAUGGGACUUUGUAAUGGUACAAGAUUGAUCAUUACUAGGUUAUCUGAUCAUGUUGUAGAAGCAAAGAUUGUCGGAGGCCACAAUGCCGGUAAUGUCGUGUUGAUACCAAGGAUGUCAAUGACUCCAACUGAUACAAGAUUGCCAUUUAAAUUUCAAAGAAGGCAAUUCCCCCUAAUGCUGUCAUAUGCAAUGACUAUCAACAAGAGUCAAGGACAGACUUUAACACAUGUCGGGUUACUACUAAAGAAACCCGUAUUUGUUCAUGGUCAACUAUAUGUGGCUGCUUCAAGGAUUAGUAACCCUUCUGGGUUAAAAAUUCUAAUACCCAAUGAAGGUGGUGAGAGUAGUAACUAUACUACGAAUGUUGUGUACCAUGAAGUUUUUAAUAAUUUGUAA
Messenger RNA from Ipomoea triloba (trilobed morning glory), 813 nucleotides. RefSeq names its product ATP-dependent DNA helicase PIF1-like. The transcript is spliced from 2 exons. NCBI's taxonomy places the organism in Eukaryota, Viridiplantae, Streptophyta, Magnoliopsida, Solanales, Convolvulaceae. The record is from RefSeq and is a predicted model, not a curated record. Bases 1 to 813 code for a protein of 270 amino acids.